UAUACGUCGAAAGCUAUCAGCUGAAAACCAGAAGGCAAGUCGUAACCAACGAAUAAAGGUCGUCCUGCACUUUCGUGAAACUUCUUAAGUUAAUUUCGAGGAAGGUUCACGGUUUCUUUGUUCGUUUUGUGAUUUGGAUAAGGAGAACAAUUGACGGAAUACGACCUGGUUUAUUUUUGUCGCUUUGUUUCUGCUCGGAAACCGCCGUUAGGACAUAAUUUUAAGUUUCAAUCAUGGAAUCUCCAGAAAGCCAAGAAAGAGAAGAUGGAAUUCGUCUACGAAAAAAAAUUCAAGAAAAUGAGGAAGAUUUAGAAAGUAGUGAAUGUGAAGAUGAUGCAAAAAGAGACCUUGUGAAAAGGAUCCUCGAGUCAACCAAAGAGCUUACAGACUGCAUGCCCACAGAUCUUCCCUCUGCCAAACGGAUGUUGGAAGAUGGAUUACAUGCUGCAGCAGAGUUUAGCUCAGACAUGGCUGCUGGAGCUGGUGCCGUGGCAGAACAAGCUGGAGAGAUAUGUCGUAAAGUGAUUGAAGCAUCCUGGAAAGUCUGUCACUUCCAGGCUCUGCCUCAUUGGCUUCAAGACAAUGACUACCUGAUUUGGGGCCAUAGACCACCACUUCCCUCAUUCACUGCCUGCUUCCAGUCCCUGUUCAGAAUUCACACAGAAACUGGCAACAUUUGGACCCAUCUUAUUGGAUGUGUUCUCUUUGUCAGCCUAGCAGUUUACACGCUUAUAUGGUCCGAUCUACAAAUGGAAGAACGCUUGGUUUUUGCUGCUUUCUUCGCCGGAGCAAUCUUGUGUUUAGGCUUAUCGUGCACUUACCACACAGUUCACUGCCACUCCGAAUUUGUGGGCAAACUCUUUUCGAAAUUAGACUAUGUCGGAAUCUCCUUCCUCAUUUUGGGAUCCCUAGUCCCCUGGCUUUACUACACGUUUUACUGCCAGUAUCAACCCAAAGUGAUUUACUUAACUGUGGCCACGGUCUUGGGUCUUGGGGCCAUUAUUACCUCAAUGGUCGAUCGAUUUGGGGAGCCAAAAUACCGACCCUUUAGAGCGGGUAUUUUCAUCGCGUUUGGCUUGAGUGGAGCUAUACCAGCGAUUCAUUACGCUGUCAUGGAAGGCUGGGUUAACGCCGUUUCCUACGCCUCUCUCGGAUGGCUUAUUCUUAUGGGAUCGCUCUACAUUCUGGGAGCCCUCCUGUACGCAGGACGUAUACCUGAGUGCUAUUUCCCUGGGAAAUGUGAUAUUUGGUUCCAAAGCCAUCAAAUUUUCCACGUUUUGGUGAUAGCCGCAGCUUUUGUUCACUACCAAGGGAUCUCAGAAAUGGCCGUCUAUCGACUGACCAACAAUCAAUGUCCCGCAUCCGUAGAAGCUAACCAUGCUUAACCUUACCAAAAACAUUACAAUCUACGGGCAACAUAAAGAAAAAACAAGAAACAAAAAAAAAACUAAAAUAUCCCCGUUCGCUUCCACAUAUUACUGCUUUGUUUACGGAAAAUUGUUUACCAGAAAUUCUUUAUGUAAUGGUGUGGGGGAGGAGGGGGAGAGUUAUCAAAAAUUUAUGGGCACGUUGGUAAAUGGUUCUCGCGAAGAGGAAAAUUUUCUUAAGUAGAGCGAUCCAUUAAGUGCCUUUCGAAUACAUCUCUGUAGCUUGA
This is a messenger RNA of Daphnia carinata, 1654 nucleotides long. RefSeq names its product adiponectin receptor protein-like. Gene Ontology annotation, biological process: adiponectin-activated signaling pathway. Gene Ontology annotation, cellular component: plasma membrane. Lineage: Eukaryota; Metazoa; Arthropoda; Branchiopoda; Diplostraca; Daphniidae. Gene Ontology annotation, molecular function: signaling receptor activity. The transcript has 5 exons. The record is from RefSeq and is a predicted model, not a curated record. Bases 234 to 1385 code for a protein of 383 amino acids.